UGAGCUCUCGUUCCCCUCUCUGGUAUUUAAGGAGCCCGCGGAGCACAGCGCGCAUCUCUGGGAGACCCGCCGGAGGUCCGAGGUGGGCGGUGACUAAAGCCGGAGGUCCGAGGUGGGCGGUGACUAAAGCCGGAGGUCCGCAGCCAGAGGGGGCGGGGAGGGUGGCACCGAGCGUUUCGGACUAUCCCGCACAUACACGCACGCACACAUACAUAGGCACAAGAGGAAGGAACCACCACCAUCAUCAUGGCAACGACCACUUGCACGCGUUUUACAGAUGAAUACCAGCUGUACGAGGAGCUCGGCAAGGGGGCCUUCUCAGUGGUGCGUCGCUGUAUCAAGCUCUGCACAGGCCAAGAAUAUGCCGCCAAGAUCAUCAACACCAAGAAGCUCUCGGCCAGAGACCAUCAGAAGCUGGAGAGAGAAGCCAGAAUCUGCAGAUUAUUAAAACAUCCCAACAUCGUCCGUCUCCAUGACAGCAUUUCUGAGGAAGGCUUCCACUACCUCAUCUUUGACCUGGUGACAGGAGGGGAGCUGUUUGAGGACAUUGUGGCUAGGGAGUACUACAGUGAAGCAGAUGCCAGUCAUUGCAUCCAGCAGAUCCUGGAGGCUGUGCUCCACUGCCAUCAGAUGGGAGUGGUACAUCGAGACCUUAAGCCGGAGAACCUGCUGCUGGCCAGUAAGUGUAAGAAUGCAGCCGUCAAACUGGCUGACUUUGGACUGGCCAUCGAAGUUCAAGGAGAACAGCAGGCUUGGUUUGGUUUUGCAGGAACUCCCGGCUACUUGUCUCCAGAGGUGCUGAGAAAGGAGGCGUACGGUAAACCCGUGGACAUCUGGGCAUGUGGUGUCAUCCUUUACAUCCUGCUGGUUGGGUACCCUCCAUUCUGGGAUGAAGACCAGCAUAAGCUCUACCAGCAGAUCAAGGCUGGAGCGUACGAUUUUCCCUCCCCAGAGUGGGACACGGUGACUCCAGAGGCCAAAAAUCUGAUCAACCAGAUGUUGACUAUUAACCCUGCCAAGAGAAUCACUGCCCAGGAGGCUCUGAAGCACCCAUGGGUCUGUCAACGCUCGACUGUGGCCUCCAUGAUGCACAGACAGGAGACGGUCGAGUGCCUGAAGAAGUUUAACGCCAGGCGGAAACUCAAGGUGUGA
This is a messenger RNA of Nematolebias whitei (Rio pearlfish), 1152 nucleotides long. RefSeq names its product calcium/calmodulin-dependent protein kinase type II subunit beta. Lineage: Eukaryota; Metazoa; Chordata; Actinopteri; Cyprinodontiformes; Rivulidae. Gene Ontology annotation, cellular component: cytoplasm; neuron projection. The coding region runs from base 247 to 1152 and encodes 301 amino acids. Gene Ontology annotation, molecular function: ATP binding; calmodulin binding; calcium/calmodulin-dependent protein kinase activity. The transcript has 11 exons. The record is from RefSeq and is a predicted model, not a curated record. Gene Ontology annotation, biological process: protein phosphorylation.